Molecule: messenger RNA, 670 nt
Organism: Microstroma glucosiphilum
Lineage: Eukaryota; Fungi; Basidiomycota; Exobasidiomycetes; Microstromatales; Microstromataceae
Exons: 1
Coding region: 98-520 (140 amino acids)
Source: RefSeq, a predicted model, not a curated record
AGGCUCGAUGGAGGGGUUCUCGUCCGCCUAUCAUUCCAGCGGGUCCCCAAAGACACGAACGAGGACUUGAGCGCUGGUCCCGCCUUGGGUGCAGCGUAUGUGUGUGGGGCCGUGCUGCGUCGGCGUCUGCGAUCGAUCGUGUCUUCCUUUCCGCGUUUGCGAGGCCAAGCGGGCCUUGCGAAGUCGCUCACUCACUCUGGGCCCCUCACCGUCGUCUGACUGUCGUCCUCAGCUCAUUCCACCUGGACGUCAUCCAUUCAUACCCUCUCCUCUCAUUCAUACUUCUUCCUCCCCUCCUUCUGUUUCAGUCAUCCCGCGCGCGCUGAAGGCAACUCCCUCCUCCUCUGCUCCUCGGACACGUCUACCCCGUGACCUCUUCUUCUGGACCCUGUUCGCGCCCCGUGAGGUACCACCACCACUACCCUUGAGACUCGCUACACCUACUGCCCCACUCUUCUCCCGGCCAGCAGUCCCUACAGGGGAGCUGAGCCUGCCGCUGCGUCGGCCUCAGGCUGGCUAGCGAAGCCAAUUAUGGAGGCUACACGGGAGAGCGCCGCGGACGCUUCUCACGAUGACAUGGUCACCACCCUUCCGGAUGGAAGGCCUCUAGUGGACAAUACAGGCAGGCCCAUCAAGCGGAAGGUGAGUUCAUCCAAGCUGCAAUGGACAU